AUGUUAAAUGCCUUGCCGAAUAAGCAAGGCGUACCGACGAUAGAGGACUCAGAAGGAUCGGCCUCACCUCUAAGAAUCAAGCUGACGUUCAUGUUCUCAAUGAGGAGCAGGGGGAGACAGAUGUUGGCAUGGUGACAGAUGUAGGGAGCACAAGUGUGGACAAAGCAACACAGCACAAGGUUCGGAAGAAGAACAUGCCGUCAAAAAGCAAACUGCAAAAAGCUGAGAGGGAGCAGUCAAAACGGUCCAAAGGUGAACAGAGUCCGAAAAAGCAGUCUUCAAAGAAAGUCUACAAUAGAGAGGACGUGGCGCUAGCUUUGGGGGAGCUGCAGGUUGGGGGGAGCCUUCGCAAGGUUGCGGCAAAGUACCACAUCCCCCACACAACCUUGCAGGACUACAAGAAAAAUAAGUACAUGCACCAUCCUCACCCCAACCGCAUCCUGACUCCGGCCGAGGAGGAUGCCCUGGUGGACUACAUUCGGUGGAUGAGUGAGCACGGCUUCUCCAUCACACACGCGGUGGCCAAGACGCUCGCUUUGGAGAUGGUGGAGGCCACAGGUCGCCCCGCCUUGGUCAACCUGGAGGGAGGCUUCAGCAAAAUGUGGUGGUUCCGUUUCCGUCGCCGCCACUGGGACAGAACCUCAAGAACACCUGACACCCUGGACCGCAACAGGCCUCAUGGAGCAACGGAGGAGGCUGUGGCUGUGGAUGGGCUCUUCUCUCUCAUUGAGCCCCUCUACGCUAAGCACGGCCUGGGAGAUAAGCCGCACCUAAUAUUUAACUGCGACGAAACAGUGUUUGGUCAAACCCAUUCCAGAGAAAUGGUCUUCUGCCAGAAGCAUGUAGAUUCCCAGCAAAACACUUUAAAGGAUCCUAUAACUGUCCACUGCUGUGUAAGUGCAAGUGGUGAGAGUAUCCCACCCCUUAUUAUUUUCACCAAAUCCCUCCCCAAAGCUUCCUACGCCCUAGACGGGCCCAAAGACGCGCUGUACGGCGUCUCUAAGGAGGGCUAUAUGGACAGUGACCUGUUUGUGAAGUGGCUGGGCCACUUUGUGAAAUAUGCCCCCACCGAGCGCCCCCUUGUUUUGUUCCUGGACCAACGUGAGACGCACGUCUCCAAAGACGUGGUCAACUUCUGUCAAGACAAGGGCAUCGAGCUGGUGUGCUUACCGGCGAACACCACGCACAUGCUCCAGCCGCUGGACGUGUCUGUGUUAGGGCCGCUGAAGCUGGCGUCCCAGUUGGGGCUUGUUCGAGGGGACCGGGUGAGCAAGCGGCGGUUUUCUGCGCUUUUUAAGUGCGCAUACCGCAAGGCGGUGACACCAACCAAUAUAAAGAGCGGGUUCAGUAAAACGGGCCUCUUCCCACUGGACAGGGCGGCGGUGGAUUCUCCACAGAUCGUGAAAACGACAGCCUCUGCUUCGCGUGCUGCCUCCACCAGUGAUGCUGCUGCCGCCCCUGAUGCUGCUGCCGUCCCUGAUGCUGCUGCUGCCCCUAUAGAGGUUCUUAAGAAGAACAAACCAUCAAAAAGAAAACUGCAAAAAGCUGAGAGGGUGCAGUCAAAACGGUUCAAAGCUGAACACCAAAAAAGUCCAAAAAAGCAGUCUCCAAGGAAAGGCUACAAUACAGAGGACGUAGCGCAAGCUUUGGAGGACCUGAAGGCUGGGGGGAGCCUUCGCAAAGUUGCAGCAAAGUACCACAUCCCCCACACAACCUUGCAAGACUACAAGAAAAAGAAGUACCUGCACCAGCCCCACCCCAACCGCGCCCUGUCUCCGGCCGAGGAGGAUGCCCUGGUGGCCUACAUCCAGUGGAUGAGUGACCGCGGCUUCCCCAUCACACGCACGGUGGCCAAGACGCUCGCUUUCCAGAUGGUGAAGGCCUCAGGCCGCCCCACCAUGGUCAACCUGGAGGGAGGCCUCAGCAAAAUGUGGUGGUCGCGUUUCCGUACCCGCCACCCAAACAUAUCCGCAAGAAAAGCCGACACCCUGGACCGCAAAAGGGUUCAUGGAGCAACGAAGGUGGCUGUGGAUGGGCUCUUCUCUCUCAUUGAGCCCCUCUACGCCAAGCACGGCCUGGGAGAUAAGCCACACCUAAUAUUUAACUGCGACGAAACAGGGUUUGGUCAAACCCAUUCCAGAGAAAAGGUCCUCUGCCGUAAGGGGCAGAAGCAUGUAUAUUCCCAGCAAAGCACUUCGAGGGAUCCUAUAACUGUCCACUGCUGUGUAAGUGCAAGUGGUGAGAGUAUCCCUCCCUUUAUUAUUUUCGCCAAAUGCCUCCCAAAUGAUGUCUAUGGCCUAGAAGGGCCAAAAGAUGCGCUGUACGGCGUCUCUGAGAAGGGCUAUAUGGACAGUGACCUGUUUGUGAAGUGGCUGGAACACUUCGUGAAACACGCCCCCACCGAGCGCCCCCUUGUUAUGUUCUUGGACCAACAUGAGACGCAUGUCUCCAAGGACACGGUCGACUUCUGCCGAGGCAAGGGCAUCGAGCUGGUGUGCUUACCGGCGAACACCACGCACAUGCUCCAGCCACUGGACGUGUCUGUGUUCGGGCCGCUGAAGAAUGCCUUCACCAAGCUGGCGUCCUCCUUGGGGCUUGUUCGAGGGGACCUGGUGGUGAGCAAGCGGCGGUUUUCUGCGGUUAUAAAGCACGCAUACCUCAAGGCGGUGACACCUGCCAAUAUAAUGAGCGGGUUCAGGAAAACAGGCCUCUUCCCACUAGACAGGGCGGCGGUGGAUUAUUCACAGAUUGUGAAAAUCACUUCCUCUUCUUCGCGUACUGCCCCCGGUGCUUCCGCUGUCUCUCCUGGAGGUACCCCAGCCGUUUCACCAGCCACAGACCCCUCUGUCUGUGCCACCACCACUGCCUCCUCUAGUGAUGCUGCUGCUGCCCCUGAUGCUGUUGCCCCAGAUGCUGUUGCCCUGAUGCUGUUGCCCUGAUGCUGUUGCCCCAGAUGCUGUUGCCCCUGAUGCUGUUGCCCCUGAUGCUGUUGCCCCAGAUGCUGUUGCUUCCGCCCCUGAUGCUGUUGCUCUUGCCCCUGAUGCUGUUGCUCUUGCCCCUGAUGAUGUUGCCCCUGCUUCCGCCCCUGAUGCUGUUGCCCCAGAUGCUGUUGCUUCCGCCCCUGAUGCUGUUGCUCUUGCCCCUGAUGAUGUUGCCCCUGCUUCCGCCCCUGAUGCUGUUGCUCUUGCCCCUGAUGAUGUUGCCCCUGCUUCCGCCCCUGAUGCUGUUGCUGCUGCCCCUGUUGCUUUUGCCCCUGAUGCUGUUGCUGCCCCUGUGGGAGAUGCCAGCUCCAGCAUUGCUACCGCUGCCCGUAGUUGUGCUACCAACCGGUAUGGUGCCUGUUCAACUUGCGGUUCGAAGCCGAACCCCCUGGUGCUGGCUGGCUUAAUCCCGGAGGAGCUUGCAAACAUUCUGGUCCCCCCCAAGUUUGUGAAGUCCGACUCUCCCCGGAAGCGCCUGCCUCUCCCAGCGAGGGUGAUCACGUCGGAGGAAUAUGCCGCCCUCUUGGAGGAAAAACUCGCUGAGGAAAGGGCCAAACAAGAUAAGAAGAGACGACGGAAGAGGAAGAAGAAGGAGGAAUGUUAAAGAAAAUGGGAGGAGUCAAGCAGACGAGGAGUCGCGGCCACAGUCGUGAUGCGGAUGCUGACUACAAGCAACGCUCUCUGGCUUCUUGUAAGCCUCAAAUUACUUGUGAUCAAGUGAACUGUGUGAACUGUUGUUUGGACUACACCAAUGUUGUCGAUUAGUGAAUGGUAGCUCAUUACUUACUGUAUCUGAAGGACCUUGCAAUUGAAACUCACAAGAAAAAUACACAAGCCAAAGGGGCUGUAGAGACCGAUUCAAUAAUACAACAUUUUUUUAUUGCUUAAACUGCCAUUAGGACAAUCUAUACCAAAAAAGGGCUAUAGUCUGAGCACACAUACAAGAAAUUAAACAUUGUACAGACAUUGGGUAAAAUAGA
Molecule: messenger RNA, 3961 nt
Organism: Alosa alosa (allis shad)
Lineage: Eukaryota; Metazoa; Chordata; Actinopteri; Clupeiformes; Clupeidae
Exons: 9
Coding region: 129-2939 (936 amino acids)
Cellular component (GO): nucleus
Molecular function (GO): DNA binding
Source: RefSeq, a predicted model, not a curated record